AUGGGAAACUUGUGCGAGUGUUGUGGAAUACGAGACAAGGGGCCGACGGGCCUGCCACCCUACGGUAGUGGUGGCAAUACCAAGCAUGGAUAUGCAGUGGCUAUCAAUGACAGAGCACGCAUGGAGGAUGCCAUCGUAAUCCAGGAGGAUGUCGGUGGCUACGCGUGCCUUGCCGUGUUCGAUGGGCACGGUGGUGACACAGCAGCAAGACUGGCUCAGUCGUACGUGCCAAAGCAGCUGGACCAGCAUCUUCAGCAGACCACCGACAAAGAGAAGGCGGCGAUUGAUGCCUUCCACGCAGUGGAAGAGCUCAUGCACGCAGAACUGGCCGGCGAGGCCAGUAUGUUGCCUUCCGGAACAUCGUCAGGAACCGUCGCAUGCGCGGCUCUUUUCAAAGACAAGGAGAUUAUCUUGGUCAAUUUGGGAGAUUGCCGUGCGGUGGUCUGUGAGUCCUCGAAGGUUGGCACCAAAACUGAGGACCACUCGCCGGAAAAGAACGCAAAAGAGAAGCAGAGACUAGAAGAGGCAAGAGUGAGCAUGGAGUUCGGAUACGUGGACGGCAAGGUGCAGGUCUCCCGGGCCUUCGGUGACAUUACGGCUAAGACGGGACACAAGAUCCAUGGCCUUACGUGCACGCCGGAGGUCACAAUGGUCGAAGUGAAGGAGACCACGGAGUUCCUUGUGUUGGCCACAGAUGGGAUCUGGGAUGGAAUCCUAGAUCAGACGGCGAUCACCACGGCCAGGAAGGUUCUUCGUGAGACGCGGUCUCCAGAAGCGGCAGCUAAAGCAGUGGUUGAGGCCGCCGGCAAGGUGACCAAGGCAGACAAUGCCGCUGUGAUUGUCUUAGCGCUCAACGUGCCAGAGCCGCCCCCUAAAAGGGAUGCGGCCCAGAGCCGCUUUCGACGGAGCUCCAAGACGGAGUGA
This is a messenger RNA of Symbiodinium sp. CCMP2592, 924 nucleotides long. Lineage: Eukaryota; Dinophyceae; Suessiales; Symbiodiniaceae. The record is from the annotation of a GenBank genome assembly.